AUAACUCCCGCCCCAGUGACAUUCACAGUUCCAUAGUCCCACUAUUUAACUCGCUGAAAUCUUUAUUGUCUUUUACCAUUGGUCCUUUUCCCCGUCAACAAAGAACCUCAGGACGACUUCUAUUAUAUAGGUUUUUUCUGUGAAAAAAAAUCAAGGCCUGAGGGUGGUAAGGAGCUCCAUCAGUACCAGUAGAACUUUUGUUUUGAGCAAGUCACAUGUGAGAAAUGUCCAAGCCAGUCAACAGGUGAUAGCAGAGCCAAAAACAUAGAUACCGAGCCAGAUUUGAGAAAAGAAAAAAAUAUAGUGUUUCACGUUGGACCAUAACCACAUUUACUCCAGCCACUAGCCAAGCCUCCUAAGUCCUAACUUUCUUCAACAGGCAUUCAUGAAACAACCAACUGCUUUAAUUACCUGCACUACAGCAGGAUGGUGUAAGUGUCCUUCCUUGGUCCUUGCGAAGAGGUAUUUCUAGCCUCCAAACACUACCUCCAUAACACUUCUCAUUCUGCUUUGCUUUCUCUUCACUUCGUUCUCCAAGCGAAACCCUUCUUUCUUGACCUGAAAAAUGUUUGAAAUUCCAGUGAAAUGGCUGGUUUUCAUUCUAACAAUUUAUCUACCUUUCAACAUUGUCGUUUCUAUGAACAACCCAUUGACAAGAAAGACUUACAUUGUCCAAAUGGAUAGGUCUGCAAAGCCAGAAUACUUCACCAGUCACCUUGAAUGGUAUUCAUCGAAAGUACAGUCAGUAUUGUCUAAGCCUGAAAUUGAAGGCAAUGCAGAUGAGGAGGACAGGAUAAUUUAUAGCUACGAGACUGCUUUUCAUGGGGUUGCCGCCAAGUUGAAUGAAGAAGAAGCCGAAAGACUAGAGGAAGCAGAUGGAGUGGUGGCUAUUUUCCCAGAGACUAAAUAUCAACUACACACAACAAGAAGCCCCAUGUUUCUUGGGCUUGAACCUGAAGACACCACGAGUGUCUGGUCUGAAAAACUUGCAGGCCAUGAUGUCAUAGUGGGAGUGCUGGACACAGGGAUUUGGCCAGAGAGUGAGAGCUUCAAUGACACAGGCAUGACUCCAGUGCCUACUCACUGGAAAGGGAUGUGUGAGACAGGCAGGGGUUUUCAGAAACAUCAUUGUAACAAAAAAAUUGUCGGUGCAAGAGUCUUCUACAGAGGAUAUGAAGCUGUUACUGGCAAAAUCAAUGGGCAAAAUGAGUAUAAAUCGCCAAGAGAUCAAGAUGGUCAUGGAACUCACACAGCAGCUACAGUUGCUGGCUCUCCAGUUCGUGGAGCAAAUCUAUUGGGCUAUGCUCAUGGAAUCGCAAGAGGGAUGGCACCUGGGGCUAGAAUUGCAGUUUACAAGGUUUGCUGGGCUGGUGGAUGUUUCAGCUCAGAUAUUCUGUCCGCAGUUGAUAGAGCAGUAGCUGAUGGAGUGAAUGUCUUAUCAAUAUCUUUGGGUGGUGGGGUUUCGUCUUACUACCGCGACAGUUUGUCCAUAGCUGCCUUUGGAUCAAUGGAGAUGGGUGUUUUUGUUUCAUGCUCAGCGGGAAAUGCAGGACCUGAACCUGCCAGCCUCACCAAUGUCUCACCAUGGAUCACCACAGUUGGUGCUAGUACUAUGGACAGAGAUUUUCCAGCCACUGCCAGGCUAGGAACUGGCAGAACUAUAUAUGGAGUUUCACUCUAUAAAGGCCGAAGGACUUUGUCGACACGGAAGCAAUAUCCUCUAGUUUACAUGGGAGGCAACUCUAGCAGCCUCGACCCAAGUUCAUUGUGCUUGGAAGGAACUUUAAAUCCUCGCGUUGUUGCUGGAAAGAUUGUGAUAUGUGAACGCGGUAUUAGUCCUCGAGUUCAAAAGGGUCAGGUAGCAAAACAAGCAGGAGCAGUAGGCAUGAUUCUAGCAAAUACAGCAGCAAAUGGAGAGGAGCUGGUUGCAGACUGUCACCUGCUUCCAGCAGUUGCAGUGGGAGAGAAAGAAGGGAAAUUGAUCAAAAGUUAUGCUUUAACUAGUCGAAAUGCAACUGCAACUCUAGCUUUUCGUGGUACAAGUUUGGGAAUUAGGCCUUCUCCAGUAGUGGCAGCAUUUUCAUCCAGAGGACCAAAUUUACUGACUCUUGAGAUUCUGAAACCUGAUAUUGUUGCACCCGGUGUGAACAUACUCGCUGCUUGGACUGGUGAUUUAGGUCCAUCAAGUUUGCCAACAGAUCACAGGAGAUCGAAGUUCAACAUACUCUCAGGAACUUCCAUGUCAUGCCCACAUGUUAGUGGAAUUGCUGCCUUGCUCAAGGCUAGGCACCCAGAAUGGAGUCCAGCAGCAAUCAAAUCUGCACUGAUGACAACAGCUUAUGUUCAUGAUAACACACACCAUCCACUGAAAGAUGCUUCAACAGCUACUCCUUCAACCCCUUUUGAUCAUGGUGCAGGGCACAUAAACCCAAUGAAAGCUCAAGACCCAGGUCUGAUUUAUGACCUUGAACCUCAGGAUUACUUCGAUUUUCUCUGCACACAGAAGCUUACUCCAACACAGCUGAAAGUUUUCGGCAAGUACGCAAAUAGGUCUUGUCGACAUUCUCUUGCAAAUCCAGGGGAUUUGAACUAUCCAUCUAUCUCAGCAAUUUUCCCAGAUGAUACUUCGAUUAAAGUUUUGACCCUCCACAGAACUGUUACCAAUGUUGGCCUUCCAACUUCUACAUACCAUGUAGUGGUCUCACCAUUCAAAGGAGCAACAGUCAAAGUCGAACCAGAAAUCUUGAACUUCACUAGGAAAAAUCAGAAACUAUCUUACAAGAUCAUCUUCACCACAAAGACUAGGAAAACAAUGCCUGAGUUUGGAGGUUUGGUAUGGAAAGAUGGAGCACACAAAGUAAGAAGCCCAAUUGCUAUCACUUGGUUGACACCACUUACAUAAAUCAUGUUAUUGAUUUUAACAUUUGAGUAUCCAUGUUCUUUGCAAUAAUUAGAAUGUUUUGUAAAGAGUCCAGAGGCUCGCUCUUUUUUAUCACAUGGAAUGGAAUGCCUGCUCUUUGUUUUUCUUGCA
Molecule: messenger RNA, 3031 nt
Organism: Populus trichocarpa (black cottonwood)
Lineage: Eukaryota; Viridiplantae; Streptophyta; Magnoliopsida; Malpighiales; Salicaceae
Product: subtilisin-like protease SBT1.3
Exons: 1
Coding region: 566-2902 (778 amino acids)
Biological process (GO): proteolysis
Molecular function (GO): serine-type endopeptidase activity
Source: RefSeq, a predicted model, not a curated record